CUCGACGCGCGACCAUGUUCAGUGCUCAGAACAACAACGGUGUAGAAACACAGCUUUGUACAGCAGUCAACAAUGCGAUAAGAGCACGCAAUGCCGCGGAGCUCGCGUCGAUUGUUCUUCUCGAGCCACCGUUCCCACCUAUCUACCAGGAGCUCAUUCAGUCUUUGCAAAGCAGCUAUUCACAGAAUGCGAACAACUCUGAAAGUCGGCUUGAUCAGCUAGUGCGAAAAGUCGUCACAGAGACAGCCGAGUAUGAAGAUGAGCAGGGCAAGCCAGUCCAGGGCUGGAAUGCCAUGGUCACCUUCCUCGUGGGAUGGAUGACCUUCCUGAGAGACAUGGAUCUGUCCAAUCUAUUGCAUACCUACCAAGGCCUGAAAGACUUGCAGGAACAAGCAAACAGCGCUUUGACUCACCCAAUCAAAGGUGUGUUGAUCCUACCAACGAUCGUCAACUAUGCCAGAAUCUUCGCACGAGUCGCACUAGGCCUUGACAAGCAUCCAGAACUCAUUCAGCAUCUACUGACCUCGAAUGACGAGGGAUCGCGAGAGUCGUUGUCAGAGAAGGCAGCUAACGUGGUUCGAGCCGCAUUCACUCAGUGUUUGAAUGAUCGAGUUGGUACUCAAGACAAGAAGCUUGGGAUCUACAAGAUGGCGAACAUCUGCCUGAAGAUCCUCUUCCAAGCCGACAAACCCGAAAGCUGCGAGACCAUCUUCAAAAACAUCACCAACUCGUCACCACCGCUGCACAUGUAUCCCAGGCCAGAACAGGUUACCUACCUUUACUAUCUCGGACGCUACCACUUUGCUAAUACGGACUUCUACGCGGCGCGACUGGUUCUCGAUCAUGCAUACGAUCUAAGUUCGAAGUCGCCGCAAUUCGUCAAACAAAGACGCCUCGUACUCAUCUACCUCAUCGCCUCCAAUCUGAUCCUUGGACGCCUUCCUACGCAACACAUCUAUGCGCUACCUGAAGCGGAAGGCCUCAGGGAUACGUUUGACCCUAUCGCGAAGGCAAUCAAAUCUGGCAAUCUUGAGAAGUUCCGGCGAAUUACAAACCCCGAUCUGUCAGGCAAGAACGCGGGUUGGCUUAUGAAGUUCCGCAUCUUCUACCAGAUCGGGAACUACUGCGAAGUCUUAGUGUGGCGGUCGCUCUUCAGGGCAAUUUACAGAAAAACAGGCCAGGAAGGUAGGCAAGACGGUGGCAUGAAUACUAGCAAGGCAGCAGUUCUUGAUAUCAAUCUCGUUCAUACAGCAUUCUCAAUCCUCGAGGCACGCGCGAAGAUCAAGAACGAGGCUAUGGCGCAGCAAGGCGCCAUCCCCGGGCAACGCAAUUUCGGUCAUAUCUUCCAGGACUACGCGUCAGUGUCGAGAUCUUCGUAUGUUGACCCUGACUUUGCCGGGGUCGACGGCAUUGAGCCAUACAAUCACGAGGUGGACGUGGCCGAAGUUGAAUGUAUAGCAGCUGCUCUCAUAACACAGGGCUUCGUGGCGGGCUACAUCGAUCAUGCAUCAGGACGCUUGGCUCUCUCAGGUUCGAGGAAGCCUGGCGGUGCGUCAUUGCACGGCUUCCCAGUACCAUUUGAAGUCAUCAAGAGCAAAAACAAUGACAACGUUCUCGGAUGGAAAAGGGACGCUGGAGGCAGUAUGCAAGGGCAGGUCAUUCGCAUGAGUGGGGCUAAAGCAGCAGGAGAGUAAGAAAGUCGAGCUUUAUACCCAUGUUGAACACCACCAAAUGCACAGACAAAGCGAUGGAAGCCCCACCCAGUACACAAGUUCCGUCGUAUAUUUAUCCGCCUGUUC
Didymella exigua CBS 183.55 is the source of this 1799-nucleotide messenger RNA. RefSeq lists its product as uncharacterized. NCBI's taxonomy places the organism in Eukaryota, Fungi, Ascomycota, Dothideomycetes, Pleosporales, Didymellaceae. Gene Ontology annotation, cellular component: transcription export complex 2. The record is from RefSeq and is a predicted model, not a curated record. Gene Ontology annotation, biological process: transcription elongation by RNA polymerase II; poly(A)+ mRNA export from nucleus; post-transcriptional tethering of RNA polymerase II gene DNA at nuclear periphery. The transcript is spliced from 2 exons. Gene Ontology annotation, molecular function: double-stranded DNA binding; RNA binding. Bases 15 to 1694 code for a protein of 559 amino acids.